Salvia miltiorrhiza (redroot sage) is the source of this 994-nucleotide messenger RNA. RefSeq lists its product as uncharacterized. The transcript has 2 exons. Lineage: Eukaryota; Viridiplantae; Streptophyta; Magnoliopsida; Lamiales; Lamiaceae. The coding region runs from base 490 to 966 and encodes 158 amino acids. The record is from RefSeq and is a predicted model, not a curated record.
AAUUUGAUUGUGAAUUCAAGAACAUUAAUCAAUUAUCCAAAAUAUGUUUCUUUUUCAAUCGAUCAAAUCUCUUUAAUAAAAUCCACAAAUCAUCACUAAAAAAAAUAUUAUUCAUUUUAUUUCUUACAAUAACUAAAAAUUUUCAUUUCAACCAAGCACAUGUAAUAUAAAUUUCCAAUCACCAACACAAGAAAAAAAAAUUGAAUCUCUGCUGCUGCCAUGGAUUCAUCGAGUGGAAUAUCGUCGAAUUCAUCGGGGCUGCAGACUCGGCAUCGAAGGAGGAUCUGCAGCAGACGAUGGAUUUGAGGAAAAGGAAGUGGAUUUGUUGACGUCCUCGAUGCCGAUUAUGCCCUGGAGAAAGUAGAGAGCGGGGCGGAGCUGCCGCUCCACGCUGCAGGCGAGGAGGCGGAGGUCGGCGGCGUCCACGCGGGCCUCGCGGAGGAGGAAGGUGGAAGACAACAGCCGCCGACUCUCCAGAUCUGGAGCAAGAUGUCGAAGACAACACCCCACCCACCGCCGUCCGACCCCACGCCACCCACCGCCGUCCGACCCCAUCCUCUAUCGCCUGCGCCAGAUCUGCCGUUCAGUGGGCAGCUCACGGCCGCGCCAGAUCUGCCCAGCCACCAUUGUCGAGCUCCAAAAUGUCCAGAUCUGUCGAUCAUUGUCGACGAGAUCUCGUUGUUGUUGGCGAAGCUCUCCAAGUCAGAAUUGAAAGAGAGAGAUAGAAAGAGGCGCCGCGGUGGUGGUGGCUGUGCGGCGCUGCGGAGAUUGAGUGGCGGCGGAGCGGCGGGGGUGAAGCAGGAGAUGGCGGAGGCGACGAGGCGACUGAUUUCCGACGCCGAGAGAGAGAUGGAGCAAUCUCGACUCGUUGAGCGGAGGAGCUUCUGGUGGCGCGGAUUUCCGACGCCGAGAGAGAUGGUGGAGGCGGCGGCGGAGGAUGCUACGAGGGAGAGGUGGUGGCGGUAGUGAGAUAGAGAGAGAGUGACGUGAAGGU